GGGAGGAGGAGGAGGAGGAGGAGAGAGAGACGCUGCCUGUGCUUCCAUCUUCCUCUCCUGUUGCUAUUUCUUUGAUUCCUCCUUCUCGCUCCAUGCUCACUUUGGUUUGGCCACUCUCCUUGCAGGCUCCGUAGCAGCUUGAACCCCAUCUCUUGCGUGCUUCUGAUCCGCCCAACUCGCGAUACUCCCGCUUUUUUCUGAGAUUUGGAGUACUUUUGUUGUCUGAUCCUCAAUUUGCUAUGGAUAACCGUCAAUCACCUGAGGCAAUUAACACUCUUGGAGGAACAUUAAAUUCCUAGAGCGCUUGAGGUAUAAAUUGUGGAAUUGCACUUAACUUGCAACUUUUUCCUCAUCAUGAGUGCUGAUCCCUGUGGAUUACAAUAGAUAUAUGUCUUCAGCCCUGCCAAGAUCUGUCAAGCCAUUUGAAGUCUAAUGGGUUCCAGAUUCCCAUCGCACCAGCUCAGCAAUGGCCUCUAUGUUUCAGGCCGACCUGAGCAACCCAAGGAGAAGCCUCCAGUGAUUUGCUCCACAGCCAUGCCAUAUACAGGUGGAGAUAUUAAAAAAUCUGGGGAACUAGGGAAGAUGUUUGAUCUUCAUGUGGAAAAAUCCAGAAAAUCUGGGCCUCUUAGUAAUACCCCUUCAAGAAAUCGAUCAUUUGGAGGUGCUGCUUCCCACUCAGGGCCUAUCAUGCCUAAUGGCCCUGGGCAGUCUUCUUAUGCAGCCCCAGGUUCUGGUUCUUCAUUUGUCACUGGUGGUUCCGGUAGACAGAAAUCUAAUUCUGGCCCGCUUAGACAUGGGGAUUCAGUUAAAAAGUCAUCUGGGCCUCAAUCUGGAGGUGUCACCCCAAUGGCUCGCCAAAACUCUGGUCCUCUUCCACCGGUACUGCCAACUACAGGUCUCAUCACUUCGGGGCCAAUAUCUUCUGGGCCACUUAAUUCAUCUGGAGCCCCUCGGAAAGUAUCAGGUUCUCUGGAUUCUACUAAGUCAAUGAAGCCACAUAGCACCUCCAUUGUUCAUAACCAAGCUGUCACUAACCUCACUCAGGAGAAUGAUUAUUUGUUCAAGGGGACCUUGCCUAAGCCUAUCCUUUGGUCUGUCAUUUUGUUGUUUGUGAUGGGGUUUAUUGCAGGUGGCUUCAUUCUUGGUGCUGUUCAAAAUGCCAUUCUUCUUAUUGUUGUCGUAACCAUAUUUGGAGUUGUCAUUGUGCUUUCCUUUUGGAAUACUUGUUUUGGACGAAGAGCAAUUGUAGGAUUCAUUGCCCAGUAUCCUGAUGCUGAUCUGCGAAAUGCAAAGGACGGGCAGUAUGUCAAGGUCUCCGGGGUUGUUACGUGUGGAAACUUUCCACUUGAGUCAUCAUAUCAUAAGGUCCCCAGAUGUGUGUACACAUCCACUGGUCUAUAUGAAUACAGGGGCUGGAACUCAAGGGCUGCCAAUUCCCAGCGUCGAUGUUUUACCUGGGGAUUAAGAUCAAUGGAGAGGCACGUGGUAGACUUUUACAUAUCUGAUUUUCAAUCGGGAUUGAGAGCUCUGGUCAAAGCCGGUUAUGGUUCUAAGGUGACCCCAUAUGUUGAUGAGUCUAUUGUUAUCGACGUCAACCCAAACAACAUGGACUUGUCUCCUGAAUUUCUCAGGUGGUUGCAAGAGAGGAACCUUUCCAGUGAUGACCGCAUGAUGCGCCUGAAAGAAGGUUAUGUCAAAGAGGGCAGCACCGUGAGUGUAAUGGGGAUCGUCCAAAAGAAUGAGAAUGUUCUAAUGAUAGUUCCUCCUUCUGAGCCCUUCUCCACAGGAUGCCAGUGGGCGAAGUGCAUAGUUCCAUCAAGCCUCGACGGAAUAAUAUUGAGAUGUGAAGACACUUCAAAUGUUGACGUCAUACCGGUAUAAUGGACAUAACUGGUGUCAAAAUAUUAGAUGUUAUUUAUGCCAUCUCUGUUGUUAGCUUUGGCAGUAUAUGACAUUGUGAUCGAUCAUGGCCUAAUAUCUUUAGCUUGUAUAGCUUUGUCUUUACACCUUUUGUUUAAGUAAACCUAGAUAAAUUUUUAAGAUGGCUUAGUGGAUAAUUGUGUUGUUUGAAGGGAAAACUGAGCAACACCUACUGUAUCAUUCUGUUGUUAUUCAAGUAAAUUGGAUCGGUUCAUGUA
Molecule: messenger RNA, 2138 nt
Organism: Musa acuminata subsp. malaccensis (wild Malaysian banana)
Lineage: Eukaryota; Viridiplantae; Streptophyta; Magnoliopsida; Zingiberales; Musaceae
Source: RefSeq, a predicted model, not a curated record